Molecule: messenger RNA, 4217 nt
Organism: Nothobranchius furzeri (turquoise killifish)
Lineage: Eukaryota; Metazoa; Chordata; Actinopteri; Cyprinodontiformes; Nothobranchiidae
Gene: dusp16
Product: dual specificity phosphatase 16
Biological process (GO): negative regulation of MAPK cascade; protein dephosphorylation
Cellular component (GO): nucleus; cytoplasm
Molecular function (GO): MAP kinase tyrosine phosphatase activity; MAP kinase tyrosine/serine/threonine phosphatase activity; protein tyrosine/threonine phosphatase activity
Source: RefSeq, a predicted model, not a curated record
CAUGCGCCUUCCACAGUCCGCUGACCGAAUGACGCUAUGCUGUUAUUUUUAUCGCGGUGACCUAAUCAGGACUUGGGUUCCCUCCGCGGCUUUCUGUUCCGUCUUUACCCGGACUCCUGGCGUUGUUAUCGGCCUUUCCUCACCCGCACAGCACGGUGGACUUCCCCGGAGGACCGGCCGGGUCGGUGGAGCUGCUGACCGGACCGUCUCGACUGGGUUUUAAACGAUGUGUGAUGUCAGAGAGCGGGAGGGGGGGUAGCUGGGCAGAAGUCAUCUGACGUGUCACAGCGCCUGAUUCCCGGGACCUGAACAGGGAUGCCACGGCCCAGCUCGGUGCGACCCAUCAGGGCGGAGGCUCUGGUGACACUGUUGGAGGGUGAAUUGGACCGGGUGGUUCUGAUCGACAGUCGGUCUUUUGUGGAUUACAACACCUCUCACAUCCUGGAGGCAGUAAACGUGAACUGUUCUAAGCUGAUGAAAAGGAGGCUGCAGCAGGACAAGGUCCAGAUUGCUGAGCUGCUGCAGCACUCAGCUAAGAAGAAGACCAAUCAGGAGGUCGUUGUUUACGAUCAGAACUCUUCGGACCCGGCUCUUCUCGCUGCUGACUCCUUCUUGAGCGUCCUGCUGGUGAAACUGGAGAGGAGUUUCUCUUCUGUGCUGCUCCUCUCAGGUGGGUUCUCCGAGUUCUCCCUGCUUUUCCCGGGUCUCUGCGAGGGGAAGUCCACUCUGGUGCCGUCCUGCGUCUCUCAGUCUUGUCUCCCUAUCACCAACGUUGGGCCGACCCGGAUCCUGCCUCACCUGUACCUGGGCUGCCAGAGAGAUGUGCUCAACAAGGACCUGAUGCAGCAGAAUGACAUCGCCUACGUUCUGAACGCCAGCAAGACCUGUCCCAAACCGGACUUCAUCCCAGACUCUCGCUUCCUGAGGGUUCCCGUCAACGACUCGUUCUGUGAGAAGAUCCUGCCCUGGUUGGACCGAUCCGUGGAGUUCAUAGAGACGGCCAAAGCGUCAGACGCUCGGGUUCUGGUCCACUGUCUAGCAGGGAUUUCCCGCUCAGCCACCAUCGCUAUCGCUUACAUCAUGAAGAGGAUGGACAUGUCAUUGGAUGAGGCGUACAGGUUUGUGAAGGAGAAGAGGCCCACCAUCUCUCCUAACUUCAACUUUCUGGGCCAGCUGCUGGACUUUGAGAAGAACAUGAGAAGUCCUCCUGGUUCUGAUGACAGACCGACGAUGCCGGGUGCUGAUCUUGCUGCUCAGUCAGAGGCGGCCGAGCCCAUAUGUUGUCCUGAGGCCCCCGAGGAACCCAGUGUGGGCCAGCCGGAGCCUCUGACCCUGCCCUGUGUUCUGGCAGACUCCCCCGAGCAGCUGGUCCAGGUUUUGAGUGGCCUGCAGCUCCCUGACGGGCUUGAGGACAGCGCUCGGUUGAAACGCUCAUUUUCUCUGGACAUCAAGUCUUAUGGCGAGCCUGGAAGCUCCUCCCACUGCAGUUUUGGCGUGUCAGCGGAGGAGUUCUAUAAAACACCGUCCUUCAAAGAAACGAGCAGCAAAGCCUGUCAGUUCUCCCCGGUGGAGGAGGUGUCGGAGCAGUCCACUCCAGAGCACAGUCCCGAUAAGGACGAGGCCGACAGAGCCGAACCACCGACCUCCAGCCAACCGCUCACACCUCCGCCGGCCUCUUCAAACUGUCCACCCCCGCUGCAGCGUAGUGGCAGCGUGGAGGAGAGUGCUACCAGCUUCCUGUUUGGUGUUCCACAAAGCCAACUGGGUCGUUCGGGCGCCGCCCUAAAGGGCUGGCACUCUGACAUCCUUCUGGGGCCUGUCACAGUCUCCGCCUCCUCCAUGGCGAGCGGUUGGUACCUCUCAGAGUCCACGCGGUUCUUCUCAUCAUCAACAAUCCUGAGUGGUGCCGGCAGCUUUGCGCCGUAUGGCUGCAGCCAUGGACUGGAGGCGGUGCGGCGCCGCGGCCGGCAGCGAUCUGGAGACCGCGGCGACUCGAGGCGGAGCUGGCACGAAGAGAGCAACUUCGAGAAGCAGCUGAAGCGCCGCAGCUGCCAGAUGGAGUUUGGAGACGGGCUGACGGGGAGCAGGUCCAGAGAGGACUUGGUGAAAGGGACAAGCCCGUCCAGCUUCUCUGGCAGCGUGGAGGUCAUCCAAGUGUCCUGAGGCUCCGCCCAAACGCCAACAAUAAUCUUUCGGUCCUAAAGGUUUUAACUGUCAACCCGUCAGUGGGUUCCAGAACGCAGUCAGUGGGCAUGAUGACAGAGCGGUUCUGAUCCGACUCGUCCAGCCAGUAGAACUGUCAGUUUUUCAAACCAGUCCAAGAAAACAAGUCACAUGAGAGCAGAUCUGGUUCUGAGCAGUCGCGGUGCCUCCAAGGCCUUUCUGCUUCUGUCGAUGUUGCUAUGAAACAGACCUUUGGUCCAAACAGAACCAGACUCAUCCGCCGCUUCAUCUUCACAGCAGAUCCAACAGUGAGUGCUUUUGGCUGGCAGUAGGGGGCAGAACAUACCUAAAUUAUAUCAAGCAAACCGUAUUUUUGUGUUGGAGUAAGACCUUGCCAAUGGAUGCCCAUUAGGGUCAAAAUCCCCGGGAGCACAACCUCUAGCUGAAGGACGAGCUCAUCAGACCCCCUUUCAUCGCUGGCAAACAACGUUUAUGAUUGUCAAAAGUUUUGUAACCGCUCGUAAAAACUUGGUAAAUGUGAUUCGUCCUCACAGGCUCCCGUAGAGGAAACAUGGCGUCACCCACAGACUUGGGCCCAAUCCCAACACUCGACCAGGAGUGCGUAGGGUGACCCGAUUCUCAACUGUGGAAGUUGAUCACGCCCCUUUUGCACCCUUAAUCCGCACUUCAUCCAAGUCAGCAUCGAUGUAGACGUGGGUGAAGUGCAUUACCCACAAUCCAUCGCUCAAGUUCCUUUUCUGAAAAUAUGCAUGUUGAAAUGAAAAUAGUUCAUUUUAGGAUGAUUAGUUGAUGCUCUGAAUGUUUUAGACAAAGCAGCAACGAUUUAUUUCAGAUAACUGGUUGGUUGUUUGUAAGUUGUUAACUCGUUCGCCGUCAUUGACGACUAAAGUCGUCAUUUGCAUGUUUUUACUGUGUGGGCGUCGGACGAGCCCCCGCACCGUGAGAACAAACAUCUCAGCUCUAAAGCCGAUCUUCAUCCGCGUACGUCACGCGUCACGUGAUCAGGAAGUAGAACAUCCAUGUGUUAGGAGAUCGUUUUGGGCCGCUGCUGUAAAAAAAGUGAGGCGCGAACCGGAAAAGCUUCUGCCGAUCACAAUUCAACAACGGAUUAUGAAAGAACGGAUAACGCUCGAAACGCGCGGAUUCUUCCUGAUGUAAGAGGUGAGUCUCCGCUUUGUUUUGGUUGUUUUGGCGUCGACAUCAUCCUAGCGUGUUAACGUUCUGCGACUCUUAAAAAAACAUAAACACGGCGAGAAACGCUGGCAGCGAACGAGUUAAUAAAGGUUUUUGAAAAUAAAAGUAUCACAGCGACCAGCAUCCUGGCAUGUACUGCGAUCGAUGAUGCCGUGCUCCCUGUCUUAGUUCAGCAGUCAUUUACACACUCGUGUUGUACGCACUCGAAGCCUUUCUUCGUCCAAGUGCACUUAGCUGAAGACCGCAGGGUGCAGUUCCAGGAUUGGGAUUGGGCCUCAGACCCGCUCCCAUGUAGUUUAGACCCGAGUUUCAUGGUUAAAUGUUAUAAAGACACCAACAUUUGUCAUUAACUGGGCAUCAUCUAAUUCAUUUUAAUGGCUAUUUCCAGAGAUUAAUGGUAAAAACUACACAUUGUCUCUUUAAAGCAGUUAAAUUCUCCUUCAGGAAGCAGGUUCUGGUUCUGUGGGGUUCUAUCUGACAGCUGCUGAAAUUUAAAAGGAAACUUUUCAGAUGAAGGAAGAAUGUUCUGUUCGGUUCAGAAAAAUUCUGAGGCCCUGAAAAGCAACUGGACUUUUUUAUUUUUUUAGUGUUUUCUGGAUCGUCUUGUUCUGAAGAACUGGGUCAGAACCAGAACUUGGACCCCCUGAGUGUUGAUCAUCAGGAUGAGAACAUUUCAGGUUUUAUCCUAUAAAACUUUGGUGAAUUAACGAAACCCAGACUAAGGGUUUAGUUCCUGUCCUGAAGUUCUGACCCAGAUAUUGGUUCUGGACCUGAGCGACCACGCAGCCACUGAGGGGUGCUGCUCUGCUUUGUGCAUCAAUAAAAACAUUCCUACAUCA